UGUGUCUGUUCUGUAGGAAGGUGAUGAGGAGGAUGUGUCUGUCCUGUAGGAAGGUGAUGAGGAGGAUGUGUCUGUCCUGGAGGAAGGUGAUGAGGAGGAUGUGUCUGUCCUGUAGGAAGGUGAUGAGGAGGAUGUGUCUGUAGGAAGGUGAUGAGGAGGAUGUGUCUGUCCUGUAGGAAGGUGAUGAGUAGGAUGUGUCUGUCCUGGAGGAAGGUGAUGAGGAGGAUGUGUCUGUCCUGUAGGAAGGUGAUGAGGAGGAUGUGUCUGUUCUGUAGGAAGGUGAUGAGGAGGAUGUGUCUGUCCUGUAGGAAGGUGAUGAGGAGGAUGUGUCUGUCCUGUAGGAAGGUGAUGAGGAGGAUGUGUCUGUUCUGUAGGAAGGUGAUGAGGAGGAUGUGUCUGUCCUGGAGGAAGGUGAUGAGGAGGAUGUGUCUGUCCUGGAGGAAGGUGAUGAGGAGGAUGUGUCUGUCCUGGAGGAAGGUGAUGAGGAGGAUGUGUCUGUUCUGUAGGAAGGUGAUGAGGAGGAUGUGUCUGUCCUGUAGGAAGGUGAUGAGGAGGAUGUGUCUGUUCUGUAGGAAGGUGAUGAGGAGGAUGUGUCUGUUCUGUAGGAAGGUGAUGAGGAGGAUGUGUCUGUUCUGGAGGAAGGUGAUGAGGAGGAUGUGUCUGUCCUGUAGGAAGGUGAUGAGGAGGAUGUGUCUGUCCUGGAGGAAGGUGAUGAGGAGGAUGUGUCUGUAGGAAGGUGAUGAGG
Messenger RNA from Coregonus clupeaformis (lake whitefish), 745 nucleotides. RefSeq lists its product as uncharacterized. The coding region runs from base 151 to 732 and encodes 193 amino acids. The record is from RefSeq and is a predicted model, not a curated record. The transcript has 3 exons. Lineage: Eukaryota; Metazoa; Chordata; Actinopteri; Salmoniformes; Salmonidae.